CCACACCCACAGCAGGGACACAAAAUCAGCUCUUCCAGCAACAAAAAAAGAGGAACCAGUCGUAUGUCUUACAAAUACUCAGAAAUCCUUUGCGAUUUAGAAACACCGCUAGAACAAUGCAGAUUUAAACUGAGUGAGGUGUGAAGUGGGGCAAGUGAUUGUGUCUGGAACGAAGGCACUUGCCCAGAGUCUCUGGCACCCUGACACACGGCAGGCAUUGCAGGCUGGAAGAAAGGAUCUCAUCCUAAAUUACAUUUCUUAUUGUAGUACUUUUCCUGCUGCCAUGACAACCAUGCAACAUUCACAGACCACACCAGAAGCUGGCCCUAAUAUGGUCCAGCUGGGGCAGCCUGUUGCUGUACAGCCAUAUAUGUGGAAAGAGAUGAUAGAGAAAUUCUUGAAAGGUGAACCUAAAGUCCUUGGGGUUGUGCAGGUGCUGAUUUCCCUAAUGAUCCUCAGCUUGGGAAUAAUAAUAAUGAGUGUAACGGUGCCCAAUUAUUAUGUAUACUCAAGUACCUUUUUAGUGUAUACGGGGUACACAGUUUGGGGACCAGUGAUGUUUAUUUUUUCAGGGUCCUUGUCAAUUGCAGCAGGAAUGAAAACUACAAAAGGUCUGGUCCGAAGUAGCCUAGGGUUGAACAUCACCAGCUCUGUCUUUGCUGCAGUAGGGCUCAUACUCACGUCCAUCAGCUUGAGUAUUAAUUCAAUAGGUCACUAUCACUGUAGCUAUCAUGAUAAGUUGGAUUCUUGUUUCAUCAUGGGCCGUCUUUUUUUGGGUAUGGAGGCUAUGGUGCUCAUUUUAACUUUGCUGGAGUUCUGCAUAGCUGUGUCCCUCUCUACCUUUGGAUCCAAAGUAUUGUGUUAUAAUUCUGGUCAGGUUUUGUAUAUUCUGCCAUCAAAUGUUCGCAUGGCAGAAGCAGCACCUUCUGCAACAUUUCCAACGGAGUUGAUGCCACCAACGUAUCAAGAGAAAAAUAAUCCAGAAAAUCUAUUCUGAGGGUAAUGCAAGAACCCCACUUGAGAAAGCACCAGAAUCAUCCAAUUAUGAUAUAUAUAUAUAUAUUUCAGAAUCAUGUUCUCAUCUUCCCCAACAACUCAACAACUCAUUCCACUGGCCCUUUAUCAACUGUAGCAGAAGUUGAAUAAAUAAAUUUAAUGAGUCAAUAA
This is a messenger RNA of Hipposideros armiger (great roundleaf bat), 1167 nucleotides long. RefSeq names its product membrane-spanning 4-domains subfamily A member 4A. The record is from RefSeq and is a predicted model, not a curated record. Bases 284 to 997 code for a protein of 237 amino acids. Gene Ontology annotation, cellular component: Golgi apparatus; plasma membrane. The transcript has 7 exons. Lineage: Eukaryota; Metazoa; Chordata; Mammalia; Chiroptera; Hipposideridae.